Molecule: messenger RNA, 838 nt
Organism: Beta vulgaris subsp. vulgaris (sugar beet)
Lineage: Eukaryota; Viridiplantae; Streptophyta; Magnoliopsida; Caryophyllales; Amaranthaceae
Product: photosystem I reaction center subunit II, chloroplastic
Exons: 2
Coding region: 84-737 (217 amino acids)
Biological process (GO): photosynthesis
Cellular component (GO): photosystem I reaction center; photosystem I
Source: RefSeq, a predicted model, not a curated record
UUUCUCUGUCCUACUUCAUUGGCCACAAAACAAUUACACUCCUCAAAGUCCUCUCCUCUUCUACACUCCCUCCAAAACUACCAAUGGCAAUGGCUACACAAGCCACGCUCUUUGCUCCGUCUUCCCUCUCCUCUGCAAAACCCACUGAUCACCGCCUAUCAUCCUCUUUCAAAUCAUCCGCCACACUCUCAUUCUCCGCCAAACCUGCCACCCGCCACUUCAUCAGGGCGGCUGCAGCUGAUGGACAAGCAGCACCAGCACCAGCACCACCAGCACCAGCAGCUGAGACCGCCGAGGCGCCUGCAGGUUUCACCCCACCAGAAUUGGACCCAAACACUCCCUCUCCAAUCUUCGCAGGCAGCACAGGUGGAUUGUUGAGGAAGGCACAAGUGGAGGAGUUUUAUGUGAUCACAUGGGAAUCACCAAAGGAGCAGAUAUUUGAGAUGCCAACUGGUGGUGCAGCCAUCAUGAGGGAAGGCCCUAACUUGCUCAAGUUGGCUCGUAAAGAGCAGUGUUUGGCACUUGGAACAAGGCUUAGGUCAAAAUACAAGAUCAAGUACCAAUUUUACAGGGUUUUCCCUAAUGGAGAAGUUCAAUAUUUGCACCCUAAAGAUGGAGUUUACCCUGAGAAGGUUAACCCUGGUAGACAAGGUGUUGGCCAAAACAUGAGGUCUAUUGGUAAGAAUGUCAGUCCUAUUGAGGUUAAAUUCACUGGCAAGCAAGCUUAUGACUUGUAAAUUUUUCAACAUCAAGCCAAGUUCAUAAUUUCAUGGCAUGAUGGAUUGGGAAAGUGCUUGUAACAAAUAUAAUGUGAUUAUUAUCUUGGUUUUUGUGAUUA